Molecule: messenger RNA, 390 nt
Organism: Akanthomyces muscarius
Lineage: Eukaryota; Fungi; Ascomycota; Sordariomycetes; Hypocreales; Cordycipitaceae
Exons: 2
Coding region: 1-390 (129 amino acids)
Source: RefSeq, a predicted model, not a curated record
AUGUACAUCCACCCAAUGCCGCAUUCCGGGGCUGCGGCUGCCGAGGCAGUCCAGACGGACAAAACAUCGAAGAACGUUGGCGGCAGGAAGGCCGCCACUCCCCCUUUACUUCGCGGUUUUAUUUUCGAAGGGGCUAAAGCCUCAGCCCAGAAACCAGCUCUUGUGCCCAUCUCGAAGCCGGAAUUAUCAGGACAAGAUCUGGGACGCCUCGCCGCGUCUAGAUCUCCGUUCCAAAAUGUCGACAGCCGCAUCAGGACUAAGAUGUUUCAAGCUCUCGCAACCACUUCUGAUUCUAUCUUUGUUCUGACCGCCAAUGGUAAAGCCUACCAAGAACCCUUUGCCGUUCGCGGUGUCCCUGUGGAGCGUAUCGAUGAAUCGUCACCCUACUAG